AUACGGAAAAGGUUAUUGCGCAUGCGGAAAGAAUGACUUGGGUAUCACCCAAAGUUGGAAUACCUGGAAUUUAUUUUGACAUUUCACGAAUAUUUGCGCUUGUCUUUUUGACGAUGAUACUACUCUUCAUACCACAGAGAUGAUGAAGAAGAUUACGUUUAAGGGAAUGAGGCAAUCGUUUCAACGCCGACAGCGAAAUCAAGGUGUGAAGGAAGAGACUACGGAUGGUGAGAACAGCGGUGAUAAACAUGGUGACUCACAAACUCUGUCACAACAAAACUAUGCAGACACAGAAAAUACAACGACGGAAGGCAGAAAAAAGGAGAAGUUUGGUAUUCUUAAAAGCUUCAAGAGGAGGCUUACAACAAAUCUGAAGAAAAAGGGCGAUGAAGGCGACAAUGGUCGUAACAUACUUGAGGACUUGGAAUGUGGACAUUACAUGUCUGCGGGGGUGAAGGGUGAAGGAAAUAGAGGGGGUAAGUUGAAGAGCAAGAGGAAACCGGCUCUGUGUGACAUACCCUCAAAAUCCAACUCUUCAUCUCACAGCUACGACAGCCUCGAUCUUAAUAUCUUACCCAACAAUCUACAGAAACUGACAGAUCUCCAAUCAAAUACAGAUUCCGGUGAAUUGUGUUCAAAAAAGGAGAAAGCCAGCUGUCGUUCUAAAGAUAUUAUGAAAUUUCAUACAACAGAGAGAAUAAAAAGUGGUAGAAAUAGCCAAAAAGAUUGUGUUCAUGUUCUUCAGUUGGAUUUAAUGUCGAAAAAUAACUGUGAUGUCAAUUCAAUCAGUAGAAACAGCUGUCUCAAUGUAAGUGCGUUAGUGUCAUAUCAGGACCCGAGACUCAUGGCGGAUCUUGCUAAUUGUCAAUCUCAUGAUUCCAUUGAAUCUGACUUGCUAGACAUGGAUGAACCUCCAAAGGUUUGGAGUCUUACGCAAGAAUUGUUUAGGCUUUCUAAGUUUGGUUGGUAUUGGGGGCCUAUAACACGUGUGGAAGCAGAAGAUAAACUUGCUAACCAACCAGAUGGUGCUUUCCUUGUUCGUGAUAGUUCGGAUGAACGGUACUUGUUGAGUCUCAGCUUCAGAUCCUACGGACGGACUUGGCAUACACGCAUUGAGCAUUGCAAUGGUAUGUUCAGUUUCUAUGCUCAACCAGACACUGAGGGUUAUCCCUCUAUUGUUGAUCUAAUUGAGCACUCCAUGAACGAUUCUCAGACUGGGAUAUUUUGUUAUUCCCGUUCAAGAUCCCCCAGGGCUCCGUCAUUCCCGGUGAGACUCACAAAACCAAUGUCCAGGUUUACCCAAGUGCGAUCAUUACAGUAUCUGUGUAGAUUUGUAAUCAGACAGUACACUCGCUAUGAUCAUAUCCAGCAUCUUCCAUUACCAAGCAGAAUAAAGGGCUGGAUUGAGGAGAAUCAGUACUAACUGCAGCAAUCAUCAACUUUAUCGAGUGCUCUCAUGAUGCGACAAUUUUCAAAUAUGGCAUUAUUUUGGCAAAUACAGUUUUCAACGUUUGAAUUCCUUUGAUUUAUGAAAUGAACAAAGUUCAUGUUUAGGUUGUAUAUGUCAAUAUCUUCUUUCAAGUAAGAUAAUGUAAAAAUUAUUGCAAUCUCGCAGUCCUUAUUUCUUAAUAUUGAAAUAUGCUGUACAUCUAUGUUUUAACUUUCAGGUUCUGCUCCACAAUCUUGAGUGCUUCUCAAAUUUUAUGAUGGCUGGUUUUCUAUUUACAUUUUUUCUUUAUUUCACUUUUCCUGUUAUAUUUUAGGCUUUAUCAUCAAUAGCUUUUAUAUAGUUCUUACAUCCUCGUACUGCCAUUAUAUGCAAAUUGUGUAACAAAACACUUGAUGAGAUUUAUAUAUUCAUUUCAUUUCAUGGAUUUUUACAUUGAAAUACAAGAAAUGUCAAAUUUUA
Molecule: messenger RNA, 1909 nt
Organism: Pecten maximus
Lineage: Eukaryota; Metazoa; Mollusca; Bivalvia; Pectinida; Pectinidae
Product: suppressor of cytokine signaling 4-like
Exons: 1
Coding region: 140-1423 (427 amino acids)
Biological process (GO): phosphatidylinositol phosphate biosynthetic process; intracellular signal transduction; regulation of growth
Cellular component (GO): phosphatidylinositol 3-kinase complex
Molecular function (GO): 1-phosphatidylinositol-3-kinase regulator activity
Source: RefSeq, a predicted model, not a curated record